Messenger RNA from Dacryopinax primogenitus, 318 nucleotides. RefSeq lists its product as uncharacterized. Lineage: Eukaryota; Fungi; Basidiomycota; Dacrymycetes; Dacrymycetales; Dacrymycetaceae. The record is from RefSeq and is a predicted model, not a curated record. Bases 1 to 318 code for a protein of 105 amino acids. The transcript is spliced from 2 exons.
AUGAAACGCCACAUUGGGAAGAUGGAGCACACGGCCCAGUACAUGAGUGCAGAACAGCUGCCAAUGGAGGCUCCUUCCAACAAGAAUCUAGUUGGGAUGGGAGACCCUGCAACAAGCUAUCAUAUGGGAUCUACAAGCUGUGCCUGGUCUCUUAUCAGUGCAUGGGAGCUGGAAGAUCCCAAUGAUCAGUUGUGUCAGCAGUUCUCCCAGCAUCUCAAGAACUAUCUUCUGUUGCAAAUCUCUGGGAAGGCUCAUGACAGUCCCAUAGAAGACUUUUUGACAGAGGAAAGGGCAGAAUUGUUGAUCUUGCAAAACUGA